CUUGAAUGAGUACUGAAGCCAUUAAUCUCAAUCACCUAGAAGUUGCUCUUACAGUGAUAAUGUUUGAGGAUCAUCAAAGCACUGAAGCAGACAGCCGAUAACGCGAAACGGCCCCCCAACCUAACAUAAAGACAAAGAAAAUCGAACUCUAGCAUAAGGAUUCUGUUGAGUAGUUGCUCGCAGAUAAAGCAAUUUUGGAUUGCAUCAUUACCUUCCAGAUCAUGGAACCGAUACCUUGCGCCUUGGAAACUAUCGUUCACCCCGAAAAGCAGAAACGGAAAAGCGACACGAAAUCAUGAGAAAUGCGCAAGUGGAAUAGACAAGAGUGCCUCAGUUUCAUGUCGAUAAAUGAAGGGUGACGCAUAUGAUACUUUGAAAACGGGAGUUGCUGUUAUCAAAGGAGAGAAUUACAUAGCCCACGGCUUUCGGUGGGCGUCGCGAAGGAUCGUGUUGGAUGUUGUGCAUCGUUGUGUACGAAAAUAGUCGUCUUCAAAAGCGUCUCGAGAGUGCCAAAUAUGCCCGCUCGCUUAUCGUUGUCGAGGUUGGUUAUGGCGCUGCUUCCUUUCGUUCAUACCUAAUCAUUGCUAUACUCCGUCGUUCCAUCAGCUAAGAGGAUCGUCUUCGGUAACCGACUGAAUCCAGCAUCUUCGUAACACACAUGGCCUUUUAUGACAAAGAGUUCCUGCCACGUCGACCACGGCGAGAUUCAUUGGUGGCUGUCUUGGUAAGGGCGUUAUCCACCAUGACAUCGUCCUUCUUGAUACUUCUUCGUGGAAUCCAGAAAAGCUGAACUGCUCCGAUAACAGCUACAACAACACAGCUGAACCACGCUGACACGGAACCUGACAGAGCAUAGAAAACUCCAGCAAGAGGCGGCGCAACAGUACGUGCCAAACAGGCACCAGACAUAGCCAAGCCAUUGACUCGGCCAAGCACCUGAGGAGAUGGUGUAGCAUCCUUAAUAAGAAUAAGAGUAACGGGUGCCACUAUCAGCCCGCAGAAACUCUGCAUUAACAAUGAUGCGUAGAUUCCCAAGGAGACAACUGGUUCGCCAAACGCAGAGAGGAAUGGCAUGAGCAAGUAGGAAGCAGGAUACAAGAUAAUCAUGCUCACAAAGGAAUGCCAUACUCCAACGCGGCUAACGAAUACGGGGAAGAUGACGGCCUGGAUGAACAGACCCAGUACUCCGUUCACUGCAAGGUAUACGCCGACAUCGUGUACGGUGUAACCAAGACCACCAAUCCAGUCAAUAGUUCCGCGUUUCUCAGCAGGAUCGUCGAGCAGAUACGUGGCGAGAAGGCUGCUUGCAGCCAUCUGGUGAUACGAGAAGAUAAGUAGUGCGACGAUGAGCAUCAUGAUCGUCUUGUUGAACGUUCGUUCACCGGACUUGGCCUGCUCGUCCUCCUGCUCCUCGUUAGGGGGUGUGAGAAGAUCCUGAGGAAGGACAAUGGAGUGCACAGUUCCGAAAGAAGAGCGGCGGAGGUCGAUAAAGUCGUGUUCAACUGCCAUUCCAAGACUGGACUCGGCAAAGCGAGGUCGUGAUCGGCUGGUGGAGGGAGACAUGUGUCGACGGCUGCGAGAAACGGAGGUGCGGACGGCAGAGCGUCGGAGAGGUGUGCGCUCAUCGAUAGAUUCGAGAUCGUCUAUAGCAGGGACUUCUUGGUAAUUGAUAACGCCAUUCUCGCCCUCGGAUCCGGGCUUCACAAGUGUCUCCUCGAGAAGAAAGAGUCCUUGAAUAACGGCGAUGGCCACCACGGCCACUGACACAAGGUUAGGGAGCAGGUAAGGAUAUCGCCCAAACAGUCCAUCCUCUGAAAAGAUUGAAGGGUAAAACUUGGCGGGUUGAGCGAGGAAACCUCCCAUCGCGGAUCCGAUGAUGCCGCCAAGAGUCCAGACGAAAGGCUGCACGGCGUAAGCCUUGGCUGUGAGAAAGUUAGCAUCUCCACGAUAAUCCUAGCUCAAAGAAAAACUUACGCUCAUGCUCAGGCAAUUUCACCAUCUCAGCGACCAUAGUCUGCAUGACCGACACGUUUCCGUUCAGCGCGCCGCCGACAAACCUUGCCAGAAGAGCAACCCAAUAGCUCUUAGCCAAACCAAAAAUGAGACUCGACAAUGCCACGCCAACGAGUCCAAACAGAACAACAGGCUUUCGACCGACGCGGUCCGAAAGAAUACCCCAUCCCAUCGAGGUCAGCGCCUCAGCGACCGCAUAUGCCGAGACGAGCAGUCCCGCGUAAAGUGAAGCAUCUUUCUCAGCAAUACCCAAAUCCUUGACCAUCACAAAUGUGUAGGCCAGAAUGGAAUUGAAGGCAAUCGGCUCCGAAAAGCGACAUAUUGCUGCAUGUCGUGGUUAGCGCUCGUGAGAUUAUCAUGGGUGAGGGGCCGUUAUGGCGGUGAGAGAGAGGCGCGCAUACCGAGAAUUAGAAGUUGCCUCGUGGGGAAAGCAUUAGGAUCUUUGUCUUCCCUUGCUCUCAAAUUCAUGAUAUUUACAACAAAUCUUGAGUUUCUUUUCUUCUUCUCUUGGAAAGUAAAUGAUCUGAGAGAGCAAGGGCGCGAAGUUGCAAGACCUGAAAGUGAAAAGAGAGUCCAAGAGAGAGAGAAAAAACUCUUUUGGUGGGCCUCAUGACUCUCAAGUAGCCUAACAGAAAAUCCACGGCCGCUGAAUGAACGAGUGCGCUUAUGGUACUACGGCCCGCAAACCGACUCGGUGCAACGCUACUGUAACCCCCCACGCAAGUUUUGCAGCGUUGCCACCCCCCGGUCAAUUCACGACAUCCAAUGCAAUGUUUAUCACUUGGCAAACGAGGGGGAAAGAUCCUGGUUCACGGAGAAUCUCUGCUAAUACUGCGGAUAUUCUCAGCGCAUCAUCAUUAUCGCUCCAUGCAAGACAUGAGCUAAUGGAAUGGGCGUUGGCGGAGAUUGAAUGCCUCUGCGCAUUCCCGCGUCGACCUCCUCCCCUGCUCAUUACUCAAGAUCUCGAUAGCCAAGCACCAACACGAAUCACUCACUGUAAGAAUUUGCUUCUUUUUAAGCUUUGAGCUUGACUGGUGUCUUCUUG
This is a messenger RNA of Fusarium odoratissimum NRRL 54006, 3058 nucleotides long. RefSeq lists its product as uncharacterized. Lineage: Eukaryota; Fungi; Ascomycota; Sordariomycetes; Hypocreales; Nectriaceae. Bases 2664 to 3038 code for a protein of 124 amino acids. The record is from RefSeq and is a predicted model, not a curated record. The transcript is spliced from 2 exons.